GCAAGAAUUAUAAAGUAAGCUCAUGGUUCUGUCGUCUUGCUAGCUUUCCUUUCAAAGCAUCCUCUCUCGAACCCUCUAAAGCAACCCAGUUCAUGAGCAGAAGACGAUCUUCCUCCCACCAUCAGUCCGAGCCCACAAUGUCAUCUCCUGCGGGCUCGGGCUGUUCCCCCGAUUACUUCGACGACGACAUCUUUGCCCUAGAUCCUCAUGAGGAUCUUGUGGGGCACCAGACGCAGUCUGGACCUUUGGUUCAGGAUGCAGAUCCUCUUGGUUUCACGAACCAAGAAGGAUUGCCUGAGAUGAUUUCGGGCUCCAUGCCGCAAAUAGUCACAGACAAUCCGAUUCUCGGUGACGGACCUCUUCCUCUAGCGGCUGGGAUGGAUCCGCAUCUCGACAGUAUCGACCCCGCUCUUUUGCUUCUGCCAGCAACCACGAACUCGGGCUGCGAUCCUUCUUUGGCGACCUCAAACGAAGCAUUUCAAGGCUCAGCAUCAGCUUCUGGCUCACAGGAUGUCUCGAUCAACAAUCAAGCCCAAUCACACUCGCUAACCUCCGAUGACGAUUCGUCUUCCGCUGACACAUCCAGUGGAAGCAUCUCGGGAACAGAGAACGGCUACGUUCAGAGAUACAGAGAAGAUGCCAUCAUUCGUAUGAGAAAAGACGAAUGUGUGAAAGAUGGAAUAUUCUUUUGCAACCGGGAGAAAUGCACCAAACGGUAUCGCAGUAACUCCAGGAGAACGUGCGCUCGCCUGCCACCGGCAUACAUCCAUGUCCUUGCUAACAAGAACUCAGAAAGCAUCUUCGGUCUCAUUACAAGCCCGUCCACUGUCUAUACUCUGGAUGCGGAUACAGGUGUGCUCAGAGGAAGGAGAUGCUCAAGCACCUCAUCUCUCGUCAUUCUGUCGAGAAGCCAUAUUACCCAUGUCCCGUAUGUCGUGAAGGAUUCACACGCCAGGAUAACCUCCGUCGACACUCGGAUGAAAUCCACGGUGGGAAGAGGAGGACGCGGUCAUUGGAGCUGCGGUAGCGUGUUGGCGGAAUUGUUGGCUAUUUAAUGAUGUUAGUUGUUUAAUUGUCACUCUUUUGUGCUUCUGUGUCUUUAUCCCCAUGACACUUGCCAGGAGUUUGCACUUUUCUAGGCAAAUCACCUAUUAGUAUUCAUGGCAACACGCUUAUUCGUAUUUGUAG
Molecule: messenger RNA, 1188 nt
Organism: Fusarium vanettenii 77-13-4
Lineage: Eukaryota; Fungi; Ascomycota; Sordariomycetes; Hypocreales; Nectriaceae
Exons: 3
Coding region: 93-1055 (320 amino acids)
Source: RefSeq, a predicted model, not a curated record